UCUUUUUUUUUCACACACACACACAUACACACAUACAGAGGAGCCAGAGAGCGGGGGAACCACGUUUACCGGCUUUGUGGUUUUCAUCACUCCUCCGAUUUUAAUUACACCCGCUAAGCUCAGUCCACUACAGCUGAUGAUGCUCGUGUCUGAACACUGAUUUCAACUCCAUUUAUUCACCAAACCGAUCAUAUGUACAUAGAAGAAUACAUUGAAGAAGAUGAGGAACCACCUUUGCUGCUCAGCUCUUGUCCUUCUCACGGUGCUUGGCUGUGGUGGGACUGCAGCGGUGCAGUGUCGGUGGGGGGAAGGUUGUGUGUGUCUGCAAUGCCCUGCUGGCCAAGAGCCUUCCAAGGCGUGUGGGCAGAUCCAAAGUCCAACAGAGGAAGUUCAGUGCAGACCGUGCCCAGCUGGAAGCUUUUCAGACACACUCGACACUGAACUUUGCCGUCCACACGCCUCCUGUAAGAUCCUCGGCCGUGAGGUUGCAACCCCUGGCAAUGUGACCUCUGAUGCUGUCUGUGGAGUCUGUCUUCCUGGGUUUCACUCCACUGCCACAGGGGAAGUUUCCACCCACAAUCCCUGCGUGAAAACAUCUUUGCAUGUCAGAACGGUGCGCACAGUGGGUAAAGGUCCAUCCAUCGGCGCAGGAGGGCCUGUCAAUGGCACAGUGGUGCGCAGCGCUGAGGAGAAGACAGCAGAGUAUGCUGUGUUUGCUUUGGUGCCUGUGUUCUGCGUGAUGGGCCUGUUGGGUAUCCUCAUCUGCAACAUCCUGAAGAAGAAGGGGUACCGCUGCUCUGCCGACAAGGAGGGAGGGGAUGAAGAAACUGCCACACCGCAGAAAGAAGGUAACAGCUGUCCCUACAUAUCUGAUGAUCUGAAUGAAGACACCAUCAGUGUUCUGGUUCGCCUCAUUACUGAGAAGAAAGAAAAUGCUGCUGCACUAGAGGAACUGCUGCUGGAGUACGAGAGCAAACAGAUGGCCAUAACCAAAGGCUCUUCAAUCAAGUUCCCGAUGCUGUCUCCCCUGUCCCCGUUCCGCUCCCUCCCUAGGCUUUGCCCCCAUCAGUCCCACCUCCACACCAUCUCUGGCCUCUCUGGCCUGGCUCCGAAACACGGCUAUCGGUGCACCCGCUGCGCCCAGAGAAAAUGGCCCCCUAUUCUCAUACCUCCCCUUGACUCCCUGAAAGAUCCCCUGAAGCCACCCCAAACCCUCGUCCUGCCCUCCCUGGACACAUCCACCGACCAGCAGAAGAGACCCCUGCUGGGAGGAGUGUUUGUCGACACCCAUCAUACACAAGCUGCUGUGCCAAAUACUGUACCUGAAAAAGUGGAAGGGAGUGAAGUGAAGGAGAAGAAGGACGGAGAGCUGACGGUGUUGUCUGUGGGGAGAUUUCAAGUUGCUCAGAUCCCCGAGCAGAAGCCUGUCAUCGUGGAAUCCAAAACAUCAGCCCAGGAGCAAAGAAACUCCCUGUUUGGUGGGAAACCCUUCUGCUCCUCUUCAUCGUCAGGCAUUAGGAGGUGAAGAGACAGAGACAGUACGAUAAUGCUACCUCGCUGAAGAUGACCUCAUCAUUCGCUGACCACUUAACAGCUGGCAGGGAGGGUGUUUCUAGACGACUGACAACAAGAAACCACAAGAACCACCUCCUGCAGGAAGAAGUUGUUUCUAUUCACGCGAUAAGAGGACUAUAACUGUAUUUAUUAUUUCAUAAACAAACAUUGUACUUCACAGAUGUAUCAGAUGUACCAUCAUAGAAGUUCAACUCAAAUCACAGCUCCUUUACUGCCCUAAUCCAAAGAGAGAAUUUUUUUGUUGGGUACACACAAGGGGACAGAAGGGAGAGCAUAACACUGUGAUAACACCUGACACUAGAAGUAAGGAUGAGAGGGAGAAAACAAAGAAGAGAAGUUUGGAUCACGAAAAAAAAUGCACUAUUAGCCCCUGUAUUCGUGCUUCCAUGUAAAAAAAAAACACACGGGGUAAAACACACAAAGGUUACAUGCAGUACAGGUAGACAGACACACCUAUAUGUACUUACCUUUGCUUAUACACACUUUCUUUUUGCCUGUACACAAGUGAAGUGAAAACAAAACACUGUGGAUAAAUACAUUACUGACAAAAAGACAAAUAGCUGAAAUGAACUCAUCCAACUGUGUACGUUAAAAACAAAGAAGAAAACAUCAAGCCAAGUUGUCUGCAAUCAAGUGCCAUAUGACUAUGAAGGCUUUCAUCACCAAGUAACUGAGCAGAUCUGGCAUGGCUGAAAUAAUAUCUAUAUGAUUUUGGGUCAUAUGAAACUUGAUUAAAGACUUCCGUAGCACUACAGUAAGUAUUAUGUGGAACAAAUGUUAUAAAAUUCUCUAGAAUAUU
This is a messenger RNA of Larimichthys crocea (large yellow croaker), 2374 nucleotides long. It is a transcript of the gene relt, whose product is annotated as RELT TNF receptor. The record is from RefSeq and is a predicted model, not a curated record. Bases 221 to 1525 code for a protein of 434 amino acids. NCBI's taxonomy places the organism in Eukaryota, Metazoa, Chordata, Actinopteri, Sciaenidae. Gene Ontology annotation, biological process: apoptotic process. The transcript has 11 exons. Gene Ontology annotation, molecular function: protein binding.